UCCCUCCCCUUCCACAAUUUUCUUCCAUUCCUCUCGUCUUCCUGUGUACGGCAUAGCUGGGAAACACCCUUCAAUUCUCCUCUCCUCCAAGCUUCAUAUAUCCCUAGCUCCAAGCUAUGGAUCUCGAGUUCCAAGAAUCCGAUAUCAUCUUCUCGUCUGACCAUCAAAGCACCCGUGAAGUCGAUGAUAAUUCGAACGUACCCGGAAUCGAUACGAGUGCCCGGAAGGGACGUGGCAAGUCGAAGAAGUCAUUGGGCAAGAAGACCAUGAAGAAGAUGAUGAUCCAGUCGGUCCCCGUCGACAUUCCCUGCAAUUUCUUCCAGCACAAAAGGGAACCGGGUAACAGAGAUGAAUUCUAUGAUUAUUAUGAUGACGACGAGGAGAUGGUGCCGCCACACAUGAUAGUGGGGCGGAGGAUCGCCGGGAAGAUAGCCUUCUCGGUGUGCACUGGGAUCGGGCGGACACUAAAGGGAAGGGAUCUAAGCGAAGUCAGGAAUUCGAUACUCCGGUUGACCGGCUUUUUGGAAUCAUGACAUAUGCGUAUGUGCUGGCCUAUGUAUGUAUAAUUAACAUUGAUGUCUGUAAAUGGCGAAUCCGCAAUCGGAAAUUCGAGAUUACGAAUCAAGGCAUUUGUUGAUUUCUUCCUGUGAGAAGCUCCACUGGAUUGAAGACUCGAAUAGCCUCUAUGUGUCUAGAGAUGUCUCUCCAUUUCUCGGGUUGUACUAAAUGAUCCCCCUUUUCUUUAGAAAUUACAAUUCAAUAUAUUUUUUAGGGAUAUAUACGUAGGAAAAAAUGGGGCAAAAAUAGGAAAAACAAAUUAAUUAUUAUACUGUUCUUGUUCCUUGUAAUUAUCAAUAAGGUAAAAUCAGAAAAUAUCUCUUUAUGUAGUAA
Punica granatum (pomegranate) is the source of this 891-nucleotide messenger RNA. NCBI's taxonomy places the organism in Eukaryota, Viridiplantae, Streptophyta, Magnoliopsida, Myrtales, Lythraceae. The record is from RefSeq and is a predicted model, not a curated record.